CCCUCUAUGCGUAAUCUCCGUGCGCCCUGUCCUGUUUGGAUCCGCAGUUUGACAUCUGUUCAUCAUGUUUUCAGCCGCAGUUUUGCGCGCAUCUGCCGCCGGUAUCAGGAGUUUGACUCGAACACGACCCGUUUACACAGCUCCUGCUGCAGUACGAUGUUACUCUCAUGCUAAAGCAGAAACAGAUGAGGAGUUUGACUCACGCUGGGUGACGUACUUCAGCAAACCUGACCUCGACGCCUGGGAGCUGCGCAAAGGUAUGAACACACUGAUUGGAUACGACCUUGUUCCAGAACCAAAGAUUUUGGACUCUGCUCUGCGUGCUUGCAGACGGUUGGAUGAUCUGGCCAGCGCGAUUCGCAUCUUAGAGGCCAUCAAGGAUAAAUCGGGUCCUCAUAAGGAGAUUUACCCAUAUGUGAUCCAGGAACUCAGACCGACACUGCAGGAGCUGGGUAUUUCCACUCCAGAAGAGCUGGGCAUUGAUAAAGUGUGAAUGCCACAUACACAGGUUUUUAUGUGAAAUUAAUGAGGUUUUCUACCUCUGCUCUACACUGUGUGAAAUUCAGGAAGUCAAACUGUGUCCCGUCCUGUAUAAAAUAAUAAUGGACCUAAUAAACCAAGCAAUACUGAA
Molecule: messenger RNA, 631 nt
Organism: Myxocyprinus asiaticus (Chinese sucker)
Lineage: Eukaryota; Metazoa; Chordata; Actinopteri; Cypriniformes; Catostomidae
Product: cytochrome c oxidase subunit 5A, mitochondrial-like
Exons: 5
Coding region: 65-493 (142 amino acids)
Biological process (GO): mitochondrial electron transport, cytochrome c to oxygen
Cellular component (GO): mitochondrial inner membrane
Source: RefSeq, a predicted model, not a curated record